Molecule: messenger RNA, 3007 nt
Organism: Protobothrops mucrosquamatus (brown spotted pit viper)
Lineage: Eukaryota; Metazoa; Chordata; Lepidosauria; Squamata; Viperidae
Gene: ITIH5
Product: inter-alpha-trypsin inhibitor heavy chain 5
Exons: 15
Coding region: 36-2891 (951 amino acids)
Biological process (GO): hyaluronan metabolic process
Molecular function (GO): serine-type endopeptidase inhibitor activity
Source: RefSeq, a predicted model, not a curated record
ACUUCUGCCUCUCUUCUCGGGAGUCCCACUGCACCAUGGCCUGGCUCCUUUGCUUGGGGUGCAGUCUGCUGGUGGUCUCUGCACAGCAAGAUCCUGAACUCUUAGCCCAGGAUUUGGAAGAGGCUGGGAUUACGGAUUAUAACCUCAUUGACAAUGUUGCACGGAGAAUUCCAAGACAAACACGAUUUCUGCAGAGAUUGGAGACCAGACCCCGUAUGUCUGAAUUCUCAGUGAAAGCCACAAUAAUUUCUCGAUACGCAUUUACCACGGUCUCCUGCACUUUGGUGAAUACCGGCUCAGAAGCCAGAGAAGGCGUUUUUGAGAUGCAAAUACCCAUCACAGCUUUUGUCUCCAAUUUUACCAUGAUUAUUGGUGGCAAGAUUUAUUACGGGGAGGUUAUUGGCAAAGACUGGGUGCAUGCAGAUCAAGAAAUAUAUUCAAGACCCACAGAUGACAGAGAAAACCGAAUGGAGACAUUCAAAGCCUCUGGAUUAAUUCCCCGGAAGGUUGAAGCCACCUUCAUCCUGCACUACGAGGAGCUCCUACGGAGACGGUUGGGGAAGUAUCCGUACACGGUCAGCAUACGACCCCAGCAGCUGGUGGGCAAGUUACGUGUGGAAGUGAACAUCCUUGAGAAUUCGGGAAUUCAUUCUUUGGAAGUUCUGCCUCUCCAAAAUAACAAAGGCAAGGGAGCAGGGAGCACGGAAGGUCAAGCAGAUCACCCCACUCCACCCCCUUCAACCAUGGUUGGCCAGACAAAGACCUUAGCUAAAGUAACCUUCAGUCCCAACUUGGUCCAGCAAGCCAAGAUCGCAAGGAAUGGCAUGCUAGGAGACUUCACCAUCCAAUAUGAUGUUAACAGAGAAUUGAGUGUUGGAGAAGUCCAGGUUUUGGAUGGCUACUUCGUGCACUAUUUUGCCCCCAAAGAUCUUCCUGCGUUGCCGAAAAACAUUGUCUUUGUCCUAGACAGAAGCGCCUCCAUGGUGGGCACCAAAAUGAAGCAGACCAAAGAGGCCUUGUUCACCAUUCUCCAAGACCUUCGGCCUGAAGACCACUUCAACAUUAUUGGCUUCUCCAAUGAAAUCCAGGUCUGGAAAGAAGAGCAGUUGGUGCCUGUCACGUCCAACAACAUACGAGACGCCAUCUUCCACAUCCAUCGCAUGCCCCCUAAUGAAGGUACCAAUAUUAACGAUGCUCUACAGACCAGCGCCAAAAUCCUCAACGAUUACAUCACCCAAAAUGAAGCUGAAUCACGAAGCGCCUCCCUCUUGGUGUUCCUCACCGAUGGGCGUCCCACGAUGGGGGAGGUCCAGACGAGCAAGAUUGUCAGCAAUCUCAAGGAAGCCAUUCGCAACAGGUUCUGCGUCUUCACUAUCGGCAUUGGAAAUGACGUUGACCAACACUUGCUGGAGAGGUUGGCCCUGGAGAACUGUGGGAUGAUGAGGUUGAUCCAGGGGAAUGAGGAUGCUGCAACUCACCUUAAAGGAUUCUACGAUGAGAUCGGUACCCCACUUCUGUCGGACAUCCGGGUCGAUUAUCCUGUGGAGAGCGUGGAGCAAGUGACUCAGAAUUUCUUCCCCAACUAUUUCAAUGGCUCUGAAAUCGUCAUUGCUGGAAAACUCUUCAACAAGACGGCCCACAGCUUGCAUGUAGAAGUGACAGCCAGCAACAGUGACAAGCACGUCCUCCUGAAAACUGAUGUGGCCAUCGAUCUUUCCGCUCAGAACCUCCUUGAGGCGAGUUCUGUUGGACCACCGAACUUCUCAACUGAUCAAAACUACGUGGAGCGGGCCUGGAGUUACCUCACCAUCAAGGAACUGUUGACCUCCUGGUUGAAGAGCGACAACCGCAAGGAGAAGGCCUUUCUGAGGGAAAGGGCCAAGAAUUUGGCCCUGGCUUACAAUUUUGUCAUGCCCUUCACCGCUCUGAAGAUGAAGACCCUUCCAUUUCAGGUGGAACCCCCAUUGGAGGUCUACGCUGGUCCUUCAGCUGAAGGCGUUGGAGAAAUCGUGCAGGGCCUUCAAGGCCACCAGGUGCCCUCAGGCUCUAUUCCUGAAAAAUCAGAGGAGCCAAAAAUUAAUGUAACUAAAACUUCAGCGGAUGGUGACCCUCAUUUUGUCAUUGAUUUACCGCGGAGCGAGAUGACGAUCUGCUUCAACAUUGAUGGGCAACCCGGAGAUAUCCUUAGAUUAGUUUCGGAUCACAAGUACUCAGGAGUGACUGUCAAUGGUCAACUAAUCGGGGCACCCGCCCCACGGAACGGUCAUAAGAAACAGCGGACGUACUUCAAGAGCAUCACAAUUCUCAGCAACAAACCAGAAAGAUCCUACCUAGAAAUUUCACCUACCAAGGUCAUCUUGGAUGAUGACAAGAGGCUGGUCUUCCCCUGUGACCGCAACGCCGUGGUAGUGGGCAAGAAUUUCCAAGUGUCCAUCGUGGCCCACGCCAACAUCACCGUGGUCCUACACGAUUCCAUCAGUUUUGUCAUUCUGAUCCACCACUACAAGAACCCUGCCCGGUAUCAGAAGAAUCACUUGGGAUUCUACAUCUCUAACGGUCAAGGACUUUCCACAGCUUCCCAUGGGCUGAUAGGCCAGUUCUUGCACCAAGACAUUCAGCUGUUGACUGAGCCAUUCUCAGAAAAGUGUAGCCCGGACAACUGCCGUGAAAUAAAGUCUGGGGACUCAAACUCGGCGCACACCCUAAAGUUGAAAGGGCGUUUGGUGCCCGUCGUGUGGAAGCAGAGAAAGAUCUACAAUGGCAAACAGGAAGUGGAUUGCUGGUUUGCCAAAAACAAUGCAGAGAAACUAAUUGAUGGGGACUACAGAGACUACUUGGCCUCCCAUCCCUUUGACACAGGGACUAGCACCUUAGUGGAAAACAGACUUUGAAAAGAGGAAAAACUCCCUUGUGCUGUUCUCCGAGAAGAAUGUGCUUGCUCUCAAGAGAACUUUUAUGUUUUAACUAGGCUUUGUCAUUCUGAAGGGACACACUUUAAAAGUACAGG